Messenger RNA from Cladophialophora immunda, 1281 nucleotides. RefSeq lists its product as uncharacterized. Gene Ontology annotation, molecular function: transcription coactivator activity; chromatin DNA binding. Gene Ontology annotation, biological process: positive regulation of DNA-templated transcription. Bases 261 to 1025 code for a protein of 254 amino acids. Gene Ontology annotation, cellular component: nucleus. The transcript has 3 exons. Lineage: Eukaryota; Fungi; Ascomycota; Eurotiomycetes; Chaetothyriales; Herpotrichiellaceae. The record is from RefSeq and is a predicted model, not a curated record.
CUUGCUCUUCUCAAACCCCUUGUUUGUCCCGGCUAUCACUCCUAUUGUUCGAACAAGCUGACACAUGACUGUCUCAGCCUUCUCCUGUUCACCAUGAAUGCGACUUGAUCUUCUCCGACCACACCGGUCGUUUGUGUUAGUGCAAGAAGGAGGGAGGGGUAACCUCUGCCAGAGAAGCCACAUUGACACACAUCUCGCCACCAUUUGUACUGAGACUGGGGCUCUUCUGACAGGAGGUACCUCAAGACGCACUUGCAACCAUGUCCAUCAAUUGGGUUAUGCUAGACGGCAAAGGAGGCUUUGUCCCGUUGCCAUCAGAAAGGAUCAUCCACAAGUCAUCACCACGAAUUAGUCUCGCCAUCACUACGCCUUCAACAUAUCCGGGGAACAAUCCGUUGGCGAUCAACUGCAGCUCUGGCAUCGUCUAUCUGACCAAUCAAAGAAUAGUGUAUCUGCCCGAGAAAUCCGCCUCGGAAUUCAAAUCCUUCUCUGCGCCACUUCUCAAUCUGCAUGACACACAUCUUACCGUUCCCUGGUUUGGUCCCAAUGCAUGGCAGGCGAUCUUACAGCCUGUUCCUGGGGGCAACAUCCCGGCGACCCACGCGGCUGUUGAGCUCAAGUUGACCUUCAAAGAAGGCGGAGCUCCUGAUUUCCAUUCGACUUUUGAACAGAUCAAAGAAAGACUCCAGCAAGUCGUGUCCGCAGCGAGGGAGAGCAACGUGACUGGCUCGCGGCAAGAUGGCUUCUUGGGCAAUGUGAACCUGGACAAUGUCCAUCUUGAUCAGUUGCCUUCAUAUAACGAGUCUGGGCAUGACCCCAUAGCUCCGAUCCAAUCCACCACCACCAGUGAGGAUGCAGAUCCUCCUAUUCUGGUCAGUCCUCGUGCGGCUCCUGCAUUGAGGCGAGCUGGAACACCUCAAGAGGAAACCCAGGCACCGAGCGAUGCGCCGCCGGGGUACGAAGAGACACAGCAGCAGAGCAUCCAGGCUGAGCUAGAUCGGAGGUUGUCGGACACUCGCGGCUGAACGGCAAUGAAGGAGAUCUCGCGAGCCAGCGGCCACUUUUCUGUUAUUGUGCAUGUACGAGGUAGAGAUGGGCGUUCUCCCUAGAAGGAAAAGGUACCUUUACCGAGAGACCCGAGGCCAACCUCAUUCAAAUUUUCGGACGCUUCUUUUCCUUAGCUGCCAACGUCAUGAUACAAAUUCAGCUUUGAAGGGAGGUUUCAGUGAUGGGUGUCCUGCUUGAAUUGGGGAGUCCGUAGAAAAAGACUGUCUUGGCGGC